Drosophila teissieri is the source of this 2404-nucleotide messenger RNA. It is a transcript of the gene mirr, whose product is annotated as homeobox protein caupolican. The transcript is spliced from 5 exons. Gene Ontology annotation, cellular component: nucleus. Gene Ontology annotation, biological process: neuron differentiation; regulation of transcription by RNA polymerase II; cell development. The record is from RefSeq and is a predicted model, not a curated record. Bases 342 to 2267 code for a protein of 641 amino acids. Gene Ontology annotation, molecular function: DNA-binding transcription factor activity, RNA polymerase II-specific; RNA polymerase II cis-regulatory region sequence-specific DNA binding. Lineage: Eukaryota; Metazoa; Arthropoda; Insecta; Diptera; Drosophilidae.
ACGGAUUUACGGUGCCCAGUAGCGCCUGUUGGCCAACUAACUCGAGUUGGCCAGCUCCUUACAGCCGUCGGCAAGUGUGCAACGCAGUGAACAUAACAAAUAACAAAGAAAGUAAACACUGAAUUAACUAACUCGCAAGCCGGAUUCAAAAUCUACAUAAAAAACUAGUUCGGAUCAAUCACAGAUCACAGAUCGAUCACACAACAAUCACUUCUCUCGGAUUAUACAUCUAACUAAAUACAUAAAAAAUAUAUACGUCGGUUCAGUGCGCGAGUCCAUCGGUGCAUCGUAACUUUAAGAUUUGCUUUAUAGUUUUAGUUAAAAGCAAAAAUUAAUAUUAAAUGACAGUGCACAGUAAUGAAACCGGUAUCUGUUUAGUAAUGAAUGCCGUUUCAACUCACCUUGCCACCUCGUCGCCCAACACGCCACCAACCAACGCUCCGCAGAGUCCGCCCUCGACGCUGCCCACGCUCGCCUGUCCCGCCGCCCAGCCGCUGAGUGCACCGGGUAUCUCCGGGCCAGGACACAGUGGCAUGGUGACCUCGACGGUGCCGCCGGGCGCCCGCUCCACCUCGCCGUGCGGCCCCUCCGCCGGCCUGCCCGCCCUCUCGCUGGUGGGCGCCCCGCCCCCAGGAUCGCACCCCUCCGCACCCGGAGGAGCACCGGCGCCCGGAGCGGGCAACCCGCCCAACCGCUGCUGUGAUACGGGUCGCACCAUCUACACGGAUCCGGUGAGCGGCCAGACGAUCUGCUCCUGCCAGUACGACAUGCUCAACUACCAGCGACUAGCCGCCGCCGGAGGCGUUCCGCUCGGCGUCUAUCCGGAGGGCAUGUCCGCCUACCUCUCCGGGAUUGCAGCGGAUCAGCCGCCGUUCUACGCCAAUCCGGCUGGCAUCGAUCUGAAGGAGAACCUGGUGGCCGGAGCAUCGCCCUGGCCAUACCCCUCCAUGUAUCAUCCAUACGACGCGGCCUUCGCCGGCUAUCCGUUCAACAGCUAUGGCAUGGAUUUGAAUGGGGCCAGAAGGAAGAACGCCACCCGCGAAACCACCUCCACAUUGAAGGCCUGGUUGAAUGAGCACAAGAAGAACCCGUAUCCCACCAAGGGCGAGAAAAUAAUGCUGGCCAUUAUCACCAAGAUGACGCUGACGCAGGUGUCCACGUGGUUCGCCAACGCGAGAAGAAGACUGAAAAAGGAGAACAAGAUGACCUGGGAGCCCAGGAAUCGCGUCGACGACGAUGACGCCAAUAUCGACGAUGACGACGAUAAGAACACCGAGGAUAACGAUCUGCUAGACGCCAAGGACUCCGGCGUGGGUUCCACGGACGACAAGGACCGUUCCGGUCGCCUGGGCGACAUGAUGGCCGACCGUCCCGGCGAAAGCAACAACAGCGAGUGGUCCGAGUCGCGGCCAGGAUCGCCCAAUGGAUCGCCGGACCUGUACGACCGCCCUGGCAGCAUGCCGCCGGGCGCCCACCCCCUCUUCCAUCCCGCCGCCCUGCACCACCACUUCCGGCCACCGGCGGGAUCCCCGCCAGACAUCGCCGCCUACCAUCACCACCAGCAGCAGCUGCUGCAGCAGCACCAGCAGGCGCAGCAGAACUCGCUGCAGACCGCAGUGGGCGGCACCGCGAAACCGAGGAUCUGGUCGCUGGCCGACAUGGCCUCCAAGGACAGCAAGGACUCGAGCUCCGGGCCCAAGGAUAACCACCCAGAGCUACCGCCUGCGCAUCCCGGCUUCUAUGGCCACCCCGGUCAGCAGCCCUCGCCCGGCAAGAUUCUAUCGCCCCUGGCGGCCAGGAUUCCCAACUAUUCGCCCUACGUGCGUCCGGAUUUGUAUCGCGGAUUCUACGGACCAGCUGCAGCGCAUCUGAGCGCUCCCACGCAGGAGUUCCUCGAGCAUCAGCGCACUUUCGGUGCCAGCUUGGCGGCCCACAAUGGACCGCUCGGCAUGAAUCCGCUGCUGUGGAAGGCGGCCGUAUCCGGAGCCGCCAACGGGCCCCACUUUGCGCCGCUCAGUCUGACCACCACGGGCGGAUCGAGUGGGGCACAGCAGGUGGCACCGCCGCCGGUGGCCUCGCCCUCCGCCUCCAGUUCGUCCUCGUCGAUGGGCUGCGAUGUGGUGCACAUACCCACGAGCAGCGGCCAAUCGGCUGCGCAGCACAUGAUGGGACCAAUAUCCAGCAACUCCACCGCCUCGUCAUCCAGUUCGCACUCCGGCAAGAUAUCGCCCGGCGUGAAUGUGACCUCGCUGAGUGCAAAGCCAUGACAUCCAUCGGCGGCAUCUCCGGAUCCGGAACUGGGUGCGGCCCCAGUUGCCUCGCCCAUCUCCGCCUUCCGCUCGCUGAUCGCCUUCCGGGAGCAGCAGAAGCUCACGCUCCUGCGGCCGUAGUCACUCCCAGUUUC